Macrosiphum euphorbiae (potato aphid) is the source of this 609-nucleotide messenger RNA. Lineage: Eukaryota; Metazoa; Arthropoda; Insecta; Hemiptera; Aphididae. The record is from the annotation of a GenBank genome assembly.
AUGCCAGCCAUCGUAGCCAACGAGUUGCAAGACAUGCAAUUGCGGUCGGCCCACGUAACGGACGAGUCUCUGGAGAGCACCCGUCGGAUGAUCGAACUCUGUGAAGGGACAAAGGAAGCAGCCAUCAAAGCUCUAGUUGAGUUAGAUGAUCAAGGCGAGAAAAUGGACAGGAUCGAGGAGGGGAUGGAUCAAAUAAACGCGGACAUGAAGGAAGCGGAGAAGAACCUUACCGGCAUGGAGAAAUGUUGUGGUAUUUGCGUGGUGCCUUGCAACAAGUCGACAUCUUUCAAAGAGGACGAAGGCACGUGGAAGGGAAACGAAGAUGGAAAAGUAAUAAACAAACAACCGCAGCGUGUGAUCGAGGGGCCGAACAUUACGCCACAGGGUGGAUACAUAGUGAAGAUUACAAACGACGCUCGAGAAACGGAAAUGGAUGAAAACUUGGGACAAGUGAACACGAUGAUUGGUAACUUGAGAAACAUGGCGUUGGAUAUGGGUUCCGAGCUUGAAAAUCAAAACCAGCAGAUCGAAAAAAUCAGCACUAAGACAAAGUCAAAUGAUUUGCGGAUUUCAGCGGCCAACCAAAGGACCAGAAAUCUUCUUAAAUAA